GUCUUUGUGGGGAAUAGCUAAAAGAGAGAGGAGGUAGAAUAAAAGGGGUUUUAGAACAGUUCUCUUUUUGGUUGGUCUUCCCAAACCCAGAGGUUUUUAAUUCUGUCCACAAACUACACAUAACACAAUAACAAAAAACACACAAAAAGAGAAAAAUGUUUAACGAGUAAAUAUACAUUCUAGGGAUUCAAAAUUUUACUGGUAGAAUCUGUACAGAAAGAAGGCAAAACGCAGAUUUCUUCAUAUCAGAUCGAAGUGAAAUUUGUGACAUUGGCUCCUUGCAUUUGAUCAUUACUUAUUGGCAUGCUAUCUAAGCUAUGGUGUCAAAGAAGAGGCUGAAUUGUGGUUUUAGUGGCUAUCAAAUUCCUGUUAUACCUAAAGCUCCUAGAUCAGCUAGAAAGAGACGCCCCUGUAACAAAUUGGACGAUGAUCAAAUUUGUGCAUUUGAAUUAUUGGCGGCUGUAGCUGGCAAACUGUUACUUGAGAGUGAAAGUUCUGCUUCAAGUAAUGCAGGUGCACCAGCGGGAAAAUAUGAGCUCGCUGAUUGCAGGGAUAGUAUUAAACAUGAACAAGUGGAAGAUGAUAAAGCUGUGAGAUCAGAGUGUCUUGAUCAGGGAAGUUGUGUAGAAAGUGCCUAUAUACCAGAAGCUGCAGAGCAAGAGCAAGCUUUCAAGAAUGGUUUGAGUAAACCUUUUGCUGAAAAUAAAUUCUUUUUAGAGCAUACAUCUACUAUUAUAGGUUCUAAUUCCUUAUUAAAAGACUGGUCUGACGUGAAGUUGGAAAGCUGCAAAGAGGUCAGUGCAGAUGCACAGUUACAAACCAAAGUGGAAGGUGGAUCUCCUGAUCUGGCUGAUCCAUUUGACAUUAGAAUUGUGGAAGGAACUCGAAAACAGUUAGAUGAUGACAGCAAACAGACUGAAUUAACUGUGGCGAAUACUUGCAGUAUAAAAGCUCCGAUAGAAAAGAAUGUGAAUAGUAGUGCCUUGGUUAACUCAGAUAGUAGUGUACAGUUUCCCUUGUACAGGGACCCGGUUCCUUGUGCUUCUUUUGUAAAGUCAAGGAACAAUGUAAAGUUAGGUAUUAGAGAUGAUGACGAAAAUUAUUUUGGGUGCUAUAGGCAUAGCACUAAGAUUAGGACCUUCAGGCCAACAUCACGUAUCACAUACAGAAGAAUAAGGAAGAUGUUGACAUCUAGACACUGGAAAGUAGCUCCUAAGUUGAAGGACUGUGAGCGUUCUUACUCUAAUGAUGGAGUGAAGUCCUUUUAUUGCAAUAGGAAAAACAAGCGUGGGAAUGAAAGGUGUCGAUUUGAAAUUCCUUCCAAGAGAAGGAAAUUGUAUGACCAUGGCUUUGCUGUGGCGUAUGACAAGGAGGCCAGUAGCGAAAGCAUUUCAAAUUCACAUGAAAAGGGAAUCAAGGGAGAUACCGCAAUCCCACCUAAAGGAGCUGGGGCUUCAGCUUCAGUUAUAAAUCAUCAGAAGGAUCCUAAUGUAAAAUUUAGCAUUAAGUCCUUCAAGGUGCCAGAGCUUUAUAUUGAGGUUCCUGAAACGGAAACAAUUGGUUCGCUGAAGAGAACAGUAAUGGAAGCAGUAACAGCUAUCCUGGGAAGUGGAUUACGGGUGGGGGUGGUUCUUCAGGGAAAGAAGGUCAGAGAUGAUAAUAGAACUCUACAGCAAGUUGGUAUUUCACCGAAUGACAAUCUUGAUACAUUGGGUUUCACUUUGGAACCUAGUUUCAGCAAAGUUCCUCUGUCAUUGUCUCCUAAAGAUGAUACUCUUGCUUCAGCAUCGUAUAUUACAGACCAAGAAUUAUCUAGGCAUCCAUCUAGUCCUAUCUUCGAAUUGGGUCCUCCCAAUGCUUUGUCAGAUCCUCCAGAGGCUAAGUUGGACAAGCAUGAUGAGAGUAACCAUGAACUGGAGAUGUCACCUGCAACUCCUAUUGAUCAAUCAGCUGAUGAAGCUUUUCCAGAUUUUAAAGCCUUGGCCAUAGUUCCUCCUGUGAAUACAGAGGCACUUGCUGUGGUUCCGGUGAAUCAUAAAAACAGAUGUUCUGAACUUUCACAGCGUAGGACAAGGAGGCCAUUCUCAGUUGCUGAAGUAGAAGCGCUGGUCGAAGCUGUAGAACAGCUUGGAACUGGAAGGUGGCGUGAUGUUAAAAUGCGUGCUUUUGAUAAUGCCGAUCACCGUACUUAUGUUGACUUGAAGGAUAAAUGGAAGACAUUAGUUCAUACAGCAAGUAUUGCCCCACAACAAAGAAGGGGAGAGCCGGUGCCCCAGGAACAUCUUGACAGGGUCUUAGCUGCCCAUUCCUAUUGGUCUCAGCAUCAGGCCAAGCAACACGCCAAACAAUAUGCUGAACCUCUCAAAAUUGUAGAUGCUCAGGUGCAGAAUGGCGUUGCUGCUUGAGUGGAGAUGUCUAAUGUGAAGAUGUAAAGAUAAUAUGAUUAUGACAGGAGACCCGACGAGGAAAUUUGUAAAGAAAGCUUCGUCGCAACUCUCGUUGACUGGCUCACACACUGAUUUAUUGCCAUGUCUUCCACUGACUGGAUGGAAAUGGCAUUUGUAAAUGAAUCAAGGAAUAAAGCAGUCUAACAGACAACGUUCUUUGCUUCUGUAGGUUUUCUUUCCGUGCUGUUAGGAUUGGAUAGGAGAAUGACGAAAAGAAUAAACUAUAUCAUGAUGUACAUUAGUUUCAUAUUUCUACCACUAUUAUAUUUGUACUUCCUGUCGUUACUGAUGAAUUCCUUUAGCUUGAUAUUAAAUUGGAUCUCCACUAAUUGUUUUCUAA
Molecule: messenger RNA, 2787 nt
Organism: Nicotiana tabacum (common tobacco)
Lineage: Eukaryota; Viridiplantae; Streptophyta; Magnoliopsida; Solanales; Solanaceae
Product: telomere repeat-binding protein 4
Molecular function (GO): protein binding
Source: RefSeq, a predicted model, not a curated record